CGACGACAUUGACACUGUUGAAGGUCUUCGUUGUCUCUUUACGUUUUCGGAUUUGACGGCGACAACUGUACAAAUUCCUUUUAUUAAUUAACCGGCAGGGGAUCCCCAUUAACGACCCAUCGACAAGCCAUGCCCUCGUUCUUGUCCAAGGUAUUUGGACGUAAGAAGGACGACAAGGAGCCAUCUGCGGGCCGUCGCACUUCGACUGCCUCUCUUCUCGAAGGAAAAUUCGAGGCUGUCUCGCCAACUGUAUCACUACCAGCGGACAAGCUACCCGAGGCGAAGGACAAGGAAAAGGGGAAGGAAAUUGGCUUUGGGCUGUUACGAACCAAGUCUGCUACCCCGGCACUCUCGACAUAUGCCCCCUCUGAAGUUCCCCAUCUUUCAUUAAACUUGCCUGGGCCAAAGAAUGGUGCAAGUAACCGCUCCUUGGGUGUCGUAUUCGAGGCAGAUCCCAACUCUCAAAUACUCUUGUCACAGUCUGACAUUGGAGGGCGUCGACUAAAUCCAUUGGAGACCCUAAUAUUGGUUCGCGCCUGUUCUCAGGCCAUUAUUGCGCGAGGCUUGGAAACGCCUGGUCUCAUGCACCCUCAUUGGUAUUCGGCCGACCCUCAAGUUCAGAAAAGACUCAUUUCGCUUUUUAUACACUCGUUGGCUCCCAAAAGUCCUAUAACUACGCUCUCUCCUACUCUUUCCUCCCCUGCAUCAGCCUUUGAAUCUGAGAUUAUCUCUACACGCUCGCCUCAUGAUGUCGCGGCGGUCUUGAGAUGGGGCCUCAGGCACUUGCAGCUAGAGGGUAGCUCUUUCGGCAAAGAGGAAGCUUGGUAUAAGAACUUCUUCGAUGCCGAGAGUUCUUCCCAAUAUCCUCUCACGGCCUUUGAGGAUAGCCUUGUUCCGCAGCUUCCGCCGGCUCACUUUGAGCUAUUAGCUGCUACAUUGGACCUUUUCUCAUCGCUUGCCGCCCACGCAGAAGCCAAUAGCACUUCCGGUAGUAAAGUAUCCAAGUUACUUGGUUUGUGGCUCCUAGAUGUCGCGCGCGCAGAGCAUAAUGAUACCUGGUCUUCUUUUUAUGCAAGAUGGGAGCGCGCUGGACGAAUGAUGGAGCACAUUUUCUUGUCAAAUAUCAGGCAAGAAAUGGUGAAGAAUAAGAUCCCUAAGCGUCUCACCGAGCUUGUGAAACAGUACCCCUACGGCAAGCCUUCAACCGAAGAGGGCCUCCUUCCCCGACCAUGGUUCUCAACACGACAACAUGAUGCCCUUUAUGUCCAUAUAGAUACAGAAUUACCCACAUCCGGUCUACAAAACUCAUACCAUCCCCUUCGACUGAUAUCCGAUGCUUUUAAAGCACAGCCCGGCUCAACGGGCCAUGUAGAACUUUGGAAUAGGAUUAAGCAAGUCGCAACUGAAGGCCAUGAUUCCUCACCCGGAGGUUACUCAGCCACCAGCCACGUUUUCGCUGAUGAGACCAUUCGGUUUCUCUCCAUGCUACCCAUGGAGAGGACCACCUCCGAGUCACCAACAAUCAAUCUCAUUCAACCGACGACAAAGCAAUCAAUCUCCCUGAACGAAGUUAAAGCCACAAAUGGUGUCAGUAACGGGAAGCUGUCAUUUGACACGCCAUCAGUUUCCGCCUCGACGUCAACGCCAGCCCCCGCAAGUCAUAUCGGCAUGGACUGGGCCCAGUUCUCGACCUCCGGUUUCCUAGAAUCACUGCCACUCGGUACCGCGCUUGCUUCCACCCUGAUGGAUUCGGACCUCGAGGUCACUGUUCCGCCGGAACCCAAGAAAUCCAAGUCGCCGACCCGACGCAAUGUACCCGAACUGAAUAUCGAUAUAAAUAAAGCGGCGCCGGUGGAAGAAACCAGUUCUACUUCCAAGGUGACCAGCGUGUCAUCUGUGCAGCUCGAUGAAGCUUUCAUAGACUUUUGGAACGACGCACUGGUGGACCCUAUAUCGUCAGAUUGGCCGUCCUUUGUAAUCUGCAAGUUGAAGGGGUCGUUAUCCGACAUUGAAAUCGAGGGCAAACGAGUUGAAUGGCUGGUUCUCGAGCAAACCUUCAGCAAACCACCACCACCACCUCUGCCGCCAGCAUCAGAUAGUCAUGCUUCACCUUCUGUUGAAUCACCCGGCAAACGGCCUCGAGCAUCCUCUCCUAAACCUUCAUUCAAAUCAGAUAUAUCCGGCACAUUCUCUUCAACGAAGAAGCGGUUCAGCUUUUGGACCAGUGGUGAUAAUAAAUCACCUACUAAGCGGAAGAACACCAACAGUCCCAAGUCCCCCAAGAUUGGCGAGAUGGGCGAAAUUUUGAAGGAAGAGGACGGCGACAAGAUUAAGACGAAGACUACAAGGAAGUCAGUAGACGUACCGAAGGAUAUUCCUGAAGAACGAGAACCCGAGAGUGGUGUUUCUGGGGCGGGGGUUGGUGCAACUGCCGCAGUCGUCUCCGCUGUUGGAGCUACUGCCGUGUUGGCUCAAGCGGCUGCCGAAGUCCCAUCUGAUGAAUCUAAAGUAGCUCCUACGACAGAAGGGGUCGCCAUACCUGAAUCCACACCAAACAAAACUGCCACCUUGGAAACUGCCUCUGAACCUCCUGCACCCCCACCUGUCGCUGACCCUAUUCCUGCGAUGGCACCUGUUGACGAAACACCCCUCGCCUCGGAAUUGAAAGUCCAGGAGGCUCCCGUGACGGAAUCCACCCCUGCAGUCGCUGUACUAGCUGAGGUCCCUCUUCCAAUUUUGGAGGGCGGGACACUUAAGGUGGAAGAGCCCCCUGCACCAGAACCUGUACCCGAAGUUAUCUCGCCUGUCGAUGCCGCUCCGGUUCUAGAGGAAGCGGCUGCACCUACGAGUGAACCGGAAGGAGCUCCAGUCACAAGCACAAUUGAUAAAUCCGCUCCCCUCGCGGUUGAAGAGCCAGCUACCGCACCUACUGAGGAAUCCACUGCCAUUCCUGAGGAAGGACUAGCUUCCGUACCUGUAGAAGAGCCGGUUAUAGCACAGGCAGAGCAGACGAUACCUGUUGAAGAGGAGUCGGUGAAAGUUGUUGGUCCCACUGAAGAAGUCGCGCCCGCAGAAUCAGCUGCCGUUCCCGUUGAAGAACCAGUACCAGGACCCGCCGAGCAGUCUGCAGCACCAUCUGUGGCAGAGCUCACGGCACCCGCACCCGUUGAGGUAGAAUCGGAAAAAAAUGCUGCUCCUGUCGAACACGUUGCAGAUGUAACCGAAGAACCUUCACUUGUUGUACAAGCGGAGAAUGUGACGGCCCCAGCGAAAGAACAAGCGCCACCUUCGCUCCCCACGCCCGUCGUAGCGGAUGUCGCAGUGGCUCCUGCUGAAGAAUCGUCUGCGCCUGCUCCCGAGGAACAAAGUGUCGCUCCUAUUCAGGCUGAAGAUCUCGUCUCUUCACCGAUUAAAGAAAAGGAUGCCCUACCUACAGUUGAAGAGGAUGCCGCCGCUGUUGGAGAAAAAUCUGUCGACAUCGGAGCUACUGCGCCAGCAGAAGAGACAGCGGAAACUUCGACGAAUUCCGAAGUUGUGGGGAACAUUGCAGCCCCAAUAGUCGAGGAGAAAGUCGCCACGGUCGGUGACGAGUACCACCCUGAGGCAAUUUCUAGUGAGCCACUGUCGGCGCCCACCUCUUUAGUCAUAGAGACGACACCCGAGCCUGAGGUGGCGUCCGCCACGCAACAAUCACCCGAAGUUUCCUCUGUCGUCGAACCAGAAAACGUCGCUCCAGUUUCGGAUCCCGAAGACAAGCCUUUAUCGAAUGAUGAAUCAUUAGCAGCAGAAUCUUUUAGCCCCCAGCAAGCACCCGCACCCGCCGCGUCAGCUCCGGAGGAAGAGUCUGUCCGACACUCUUUCGCUCACCGGGACGCCAGCAAUUGAUGUAUCUUCUAUUGCCGAUGAGCCUGCUGCUACGGAGCCUAGCCUUGUUCAUACUGAAUCCCUUGGUGAAUCGACGUCAGAAAACCAAGAAGAGGACACGGUAUCGUUGUUACCUGUUCCCGUUGUCGACGUAGAGCUUCCUUCACCAGCCGUUCACGUUGUCGAGGAGAUCCAUAAACAAGUCGAAGAGCCCAAUGAAUCUGCUUCCCCUGAUGUGAAAACAGAAAUCCCUUCUGC
Messenger RNA from Desarmillaria tabescens, 4122 nucleotides. RefSeq lists its product as uncharacterized. Bases 130 to 3885 code for a protein of 1251 amino acids. Lineage: Eukaryota; Fungi; Basidiomycota; Agaricomycetes; Agaricales; Physalacriaceae. The transcript has 4 exons. The record is from RefSeq and is a predicted model, not a curated record.